This is a messenger RNA of Osmerus eperlanus (European smelt), 2265 nucleotides long. It is a transcript of the gene chgb, whose product is annotated as chromogranin B. Lineage: Eukaryota; Metazoa; Chordata; Actinopteri; Osmeriformes; Osmeridae. The coding region runs from base 141 to 1916 and encodes 591 amino acids. The record is from RefSeq and is a predicted model, not a curated record. The transcript has 7 exons. Gene Ontology annotation, cellular component: secretory granule.
GAGCCUCCAACAAGCGCACCUCACUCAAGACUCCAACUCCUGCAGGCGCGAGGACACCUGAGUUGGAGAGGACGAGUGCUCUGACUUUUAGCAUGAAGUAACCGAUUUGCUCGGAAACAUUUUAGGAAAUCUCUUUCGAGAUGAAAGCGGUGUUUGUUUUUACUGUGGUUGCGUCGUUGUUUACAGGAAAUGUUGCUCUUCCAGUCGGAAAAGAACGUCACAAAGAAUAUGUGAUUUCAAGAUGUUUAGUUGAAGUCCUUUCCAAAGCUCUUUCCAAACCCGACUCUCUGCCUCUAGAUCAAGAAUGCAAAGAUAUUCUGAAAGCAGGCUCCAAACACACUCCUCUGGAGAAAAAGAGUAAUGAUGUGGACCUGACUCACGAAGAAGAAGAGCCUUUGGCCCAGGAAGCAGAUGUGAAAGAUAUUGAGGCGCUCCUGAAAUCUGUGGAUGAGAAACGAGAGACACCGGAGGACGAACGGAGCCAGGAGUCCUGGGGUCUGGAUGAGGCCAAGGAGAAGAGAUCAGAGAAGGAGGAAGAUGAAGAUGGAGAGGUAGAAAAGCGAUCAUGGAGAGCUGGAAGGAUCCACCAGAAGAAGCACAGACGCAGUGACGAUGCCGCUGAUGAAGAACCGGAUGAGUCCCGCAGCCAAGAGUCCUGGGGUCUGGAUGAGGACAAGGAGAAGAGAUCAGAGAAGGAGGAAGAAGACGAGAUUGAAAAGCGAUCAUGGAGACCUAGAUACCAGAGGAAGCACAAACGCGGUGACGAUGAAGAACCGGAUGAGUCCCGCAGCCAAGAGUCCUGGGGUCUGGAUGAGGACAAGGAGAAGAGAUCAGAGAAGGAGGAAGAAGACGAGAUUGAAAAGCGAUCAUGGAGACCUAGAUACCAGAGGAAGCACAAACGCGGUGACGAUGAAGAACCGGAUGAGUCCCGCAGCCAAGAGUCCUGGGGUCUGGAUGAGGACAAGGAGAAGAGAUCAGAGAAGGAGGAAGAAGACGAGAUUGAAAAGCGAUCAUGGAGACCUAGAUACCAGAGGAAGCACAAACGCGGUGACGAUGAAGAACCGGAUGAGUCCCGCAGCCAAGAGUCCUGGGGUCUGGAUGAGGACAAGGAGAAGAGAUCAGAGAAGGAGGAAGAAGACGAGAUUGAAAAGCGAUCAUGGAGACCUAGAUACCAGAGGAAGCACAAACGCUCUGAGGAAGACUCGGAGAAGACAUCAGAGAAGGAGGAAGAAGACAAGAUUGAAAAGCGACAAUGGAGACCUAGAUACCAGAGGAAGCACAAACGCUCUGAGGAAGACUCGGAGGAGAGAUCAGAGAAGGAGGAAGAAGAAGAGAUUGAAAAGCGAUCAUGGAGACCUAGAUACCAGAGGAAGCACAAACGCUCUGAGGAAGACUCGGAGGAGAGAUCAGAGAAGGAGGAAGAAGAAGAGAUUGAAAAGCGAUCAUGGAGACCUAGAUACCAGAGGAAGCACAAACGCUCUGAGGAAGACUCAGAGGAGAAUGAAGACAGAGAGAAGAGGAUCUGGAAGCCAACCCACCGCUACCACCACAAGAAACACUAUAAACGGGAUGAGGAGGAUCCGGAUGAGUCUCGGAGCCAGGAGUCCUGGGGUCUGGAAGACGAGAAGAGAUCAGUGCAGGAGGAAGAUGCAGAGGUAGAAAAGCGAUCAUGGAGAGCUGGAAGGAUCCACCAGAAGAAGCACAGACGCAGUGAUGACCCCACAGAGGAAGACUCGGAGGAGGACGAGAGAGAGAGGGACAGGCAGGAGGCUAUCAGGUACCUAGCAGAGAAGAGAAGUGAGAUGGAGAGGAACCUGCUGGGAGAAGAGGAGGAGGAGGAGCUGGCCAACCUGGCAGCCAUGGACACGGAGCUGCAGCAGAUCGCAGAGAAGAUGCACGACAACAGAGCCGGCUGAGCCAGAGAUGGUGAAGACCAGCUGAUGUGAGCUACAGCUUAUGUGCCCAGAUCGGUGUGCUUGUAUUAUCUUGUUAAUGUAAAAGACACAAAAACAACUGAAAAAAGAGAGCCUUGCAGCAGAUUAUAGUGGUUAAAUUUGUACCUGUGAUGUUUAACAAUGAUCAGCAUGAGGAUCAUUUUGACAUUUAAAUAUGAAAUGUGAAGAUUACACUAAUGCAUUUCUGAGCUGAGUUCUAUAUUCGACGCUACGCAAGAUGCGCUCCAGGCUUUGAAUGAUUGUCUGUGUUUUUCUUGACUGCGUUUCAGUUUGCAUUCAAAUAAAAUAACUUGUUCUGGGACCAAAACCU